This is a messenger RNA of Meloidogyne enterolobii, 1734 nucleotides long. The record is from the annotation of a GenBank genome assembly. NCBI's taxonomy places the organism in Eukaryota, Metazoa, Nematoda, Chromadorea, Rhabditida, Meloidogynidae.
AUGUAUUAUUCUAAGUACGAGAAGGAAGAGAAUGAUGGCAGUCCUUUUCUUAAGUUUUCUGAAGGAAAUGAUUCUGUAAAAGUUCGAGAAGCGAGAGAAGCAAUUGAAAUAAAUGAAACAACAGAAAACCCGCAAACAAUUGAUCAACAAUCUACUGCCAAUGAUUUGUCAACAACUACUGAAAAUAAUGAAGCUCAUGAGGAGGAGGUAGAGGGAGAGAAAAAGGAGGAGGGAGAAGAGGAUGAAGAUGAACAGGGACAGGGCGAAGAGAACCCAAAUCCUCCGGAAAAAGAAAAAAAUGAAACAAAAUAUGUAAGCAAUUUUGAUGGAGAAAAAUGUUUUAUAACAACAUCUGAUAAAGAAUCAGAAAUAUUUGAUGAAAUUUAUGCAGUAAAGGGUGAUGUGAUUUAUAAUGAGAAACAAUCAGAAGGAAUUGGCCUUUCAACUUUGGAAAAACUUUCUAAUUUUAAAUGUGGAAUUAAAAACUAUGAUCAAUAUUCUUACUGUGCCAAAGUUAAAUUAUUUGGUAAACUUGAAUUGAAAGAUAUACGUGAGGGAAAACAAUUGGAACCUAACCAUCCAAAAAAUAUUACCCAAUAUAAAGAACAUUCUUUGCAAGACACUGCCCUUGUUUUGAUUGAAGGUUGUUUUUCUUGUGCAAACUCAGACAAAGGCCCAAUCAACAUAACAUUCUGGCAGAUAAACGAAGCGGGACCAAUAAAGGAUGCAUGUCCAGCAGAAGAAAAACUCAUCAGCCAUUAUAUCCUUGACUAUGAAAAAUAUAAUGGUGGUUUUAUUGUUGGAGGUAUAUUGCAUGAACGGUAUAAGCACAAUUUCAAAAUUGUUAUCGAACACAGCUGCGCAGGAAAUAAAGAAACGUAUGUUUCCAAAUUUGCAAAGGCUAUUGAUUUUGAAAAUUUGAAGGAACAUAUUUUUGAACUUCGCGAUUUGAAUAUUAAUUUAAAUCAAAAUGAGGAGAAAUUUGAUUGGGAUUGGAAUGAUAAAAAGGAAGGUUUAGGCUAUACUUAUUUUGCUGCCAAGGAAUUUAAACAAUCAAAUGAUUCUGAAAUUGCUCAAGUAAUUAAUAGUUUUAUAAAGUUUUAUGGCUCCAUUUCCCGUUCUUUGAUAAUUUUAUGUUUGGAGUGGGGAUUCAUUAUUUGUGGCGAGGAAGUUAUGCAUUCGGAGUAUAUUACAGACGAGAAUGAAGAAGAUGACGAUGAGCAUAAUAAUGAAGAGGAAAAUGAUCAUGAUGAAGAGAAACAUGGAGAAGUGAUAAAUGAAGAGAAGGAGGAAAACGAGAAAAAGAAAAAUUAUGAGGAGGAAAAAAUGAAGAAAUUACAUGAGGAACUCGAAGUUGUUGCGGCAGAAGUAAAAGAAGAGGAUAAGAAUAUGCCGAAGAAAGUGGAAUUGGAGGCGGAUGAGAAGAAAAAUGAGAGUUUGGCUGAUCCAGAACAAUUUAAAGAGAAUUUAGAAGCUUUAAAUUCAACUAAUGAAGAGAAGGAAACGAACGAAACGAUUAAUUAUCAAAAUGAACAAAUAACUAAAGAAGAAAUUAAGGGUGAAGAGAAAAAUCCUGAAAAAGGUGAUCAGAUUACCCAAGAAGAAGAAAUAAAUGAAGAUAAUAAAGAGAAGGAAGAAGAGAAAAAUGAGGAAAAUAAGAAGAAAGAAGAGGACAAGGAUGAAAAAGAAAAAGUUGAGGAAAUAGAAAAGGUUGAUGAGGUAAAGAAGGAAUGA